GCACCGACCGGCCCCCAAAUUGUCAUUUCUCGUUCUCUCUCUAAAUCGCCUCAAAAUCAACGCCUGACAAGCUCUCAAUCAUCCGAAUUCGAGUUCUCUGUUUCUCGCCGCGGUUUGAAAUUUUAGGAUUUUGACUUCUGCGAACUUUAAAGGGAGCUUUUUUGAUCGGUUGGAGUAUCGGGAGCGCCACCUACCAUGGGCGGUUCGCAGAGUCGCGAAGGGCUCGAGCUUUCCGAUUCGGAGUACUCGGACGACGACGAGGAGGAAAAGGAGGAGCAGGAUUCCGGAAAUUAUGCGGAUGCCGAGGAUCGUACCCCGCAGGUCAGUGCAAAAGUACUGGAUGAGGUUGAUUCUAGGCUUCAGGCAUUAAAGCUGAAAUACCCGAAAAGCUCUUCCUCUGCUCCUCGGAAACCUAACGUUGGCCUAAAAAACGCCGUUAAGCUUUACCUUCACAUUGGUGGCAACACGCCGAAGGCGAAAUGGGUAGUUUCGGAGAAGUUGAGUUCUUAUAAGUUUGUUAAGAAGUUGAAAAUUGAUGAUGAGGACGAUGAUGAAGAUGAUGAACUGGGUAUUCGUGAAGGAUUUUGGGUUUUGAAAGUGGGAAAGAAAAUUAAGGUUAAGGUUUCCACGGAUAUGCAGAUGAAGUUUUUUGGGGAUCAGAGGAGGGUUGAUUUUGUCGAUUGUGGAGUUUGGGCUUUGAAGUUUUUCAAUGAUGAAGAUUACAGGAGCUUUGUGACUAAAUUCCAGGACUGUUUGUUUGAGAAUGUAUAUGGGUUGAGGCCUACAGAGGAAAAUAAAAUGAAAAUUUAU
Messenger RNA from Sesamum indicum (sesame), 810 nucleotides. Lineage: Eukaryota; Viridiplantae; Streptophyta; Magnoliopsida; Lamiales; Pedaliaceae. The record is from RefSeq and is a predicted model, not a curated record.